Molecule: messenger RNA, 809 nt
Organism: Spinacia oleracea (spinach)
Lineage: Eukaryota; Viridiplantae; Streptophyta; Magnoliopsida; Caryophyllales; Amaranthaceae
Product: glutathione S-transferase U8
Exons: 2
Coding region: 38-700 (220 amino acids)
Biological process (GO): glutathione metabolic process
Cellular component (GO): cytoplasm
Molecular function (GO): glutathione transferase activity
Source: RefSeq, a predicted model, not a curated record
ACAAAAAACAAUAAAACAAAUUCUUACUAAAAUUAGAAUGGGGGAGCAAAAUGUUAAAGUGUUGGGAAAUUGGGGGAGUCCAUUUAGUAGAAGGGUAGAAAUGGCCCUUAAAUUGAAGGGUAUACCUUAUGAUUACCAAGAGGAAGAGCCUUAUGGUAACAAAAGUCCGGAACUUUUGAAGAGCAAUCCAGUUUAUAAGAAAAUUCCUGUGUUGAUACACAAUGGGAAGCCAAUUGCGGAGUCCCAAGUGAUCUUGGAGUAUAUUGAUCAAGUUUGGGAUGGUUACUCUAUCUUGCCUACGGAUCCUUACCAGAGGUCUCUAGCACGUUUUUGGGCUAAAUUUAUUGAUGAUAAGGCAAUGCCAUCGCUUUGGAAUGCAAUGUGGGCGAAAGAGGACGAACAAGAGAAGACACUCAAGGAAGCAAAAGAGAAUUUAGAGAUGCUCGAGAAAGAGAUUGAAGGGAAGAAGUUCUUUGGAGGGGAAAAUAUUGGUUUUGUUGACAUUGUUGCAAACUUCAUUGGCUUUUGGUUAGGAACCAUCCAACAAGUUUUAGGGAAGGAAAUACUUACUAAAGAGACUUAUCCACAUUUAAGCAAUUGGGCAGAGGAAUAUGUAAAUUGCGACAUCAUCAAACAAAAUGUGCCUCCAAAAGAACGUCUAUUUACCCUUUUCAAGCUACGUCACGAAGCUGGAUUUUAAGUAGUAAAUUACUACGUAUGUUAUACGGAUUACGGACUACUUGUAAUACAUCUUUUUAACAAGUUUUAUCCUUUUGUUUUCAAUAAAAAAUCAAGUUUCUUAGCAUAAA